Messenger RNA from Aspergillus pseudotamarii, 976 nucleotides. RefSeq names its product DNA-directed RNA polymerase core subunit RPB10. NCBI's taxonomy places the organism in Eukaryota, Fungi, Ascomycota, Eurotiomycetes, Eurotiales, Aspergillaceae. The coding region runs from base 175 to 399 and encodes 74 amino acids. Gene Ontology annotation, molecular function: zinc ion binding; DNA binding; DNA-directed RNA polymerase activity. Gene Ontology annotation, cellular component: RNA polymerase III complex; RNA polymerase II, core complex; RNA polymerase I complex. The record is from RefSeq and is a predicted model, not a curated record. Gene Ontology annotation, biological process: transcription by RNA polymerase I; tRNA transcription by RNA polymerase III; transcription by RNA polymerase II. The transcript has 5 exons.
UUGAAUACUUCCAUCCGUCCUUCCAAGUUCAAUUAUUCCGUAAUAAUAGGGUACAACAGAGAUUGUGCGCCAUCUUCACACUCAGCUAUAGCGUACGGCAACCAUUCUCUCAACGUAUUCUGCUUCUCCAGCAGUCAGUCUAGUCGCUCCAUAUAACGCGAAACCGAACCAGAGAUGAUUAUUCCUGUCCGGUGUUUUUCAUGUGGCAAGGUCGUUGGGGAUCUUUGGGAACGUUAUCUACAAUUACUCGAUGAGGGUGUUGCGGAUGGUGAUGCUAUGGAUCAACUCGGUUGCAAGCGGUAUUGCUGCCGUCGAAUGAUCAUGACCCAUGUUGAUUUGAUUGAGAAACUUCUUCGGUAUAACCCAACAGAAAGAGAUCGUGCAAAAUCUCAAAUGUAACUGGAUUAAAUCUCAAUUGAACCUGAGUUUUGACAGCAAAUCACUUUCCCAGAUGGUGAUGACAGAUGCUCAACUUCUCAAUUUAUUGGCUUGUGUGAGAAAUAGGCCAAUACUGAAUAUCCGUCGUCUCGGGCUUGAUGGGGUAAUUAGGCACAUUAACUGCUGCAUCCCUGCUUGGUUAUAUCAAGCAUAUGUGUGCUAUUGUCAUUUUUCGAAAGUGACCGUCCAUUUUCAGUAUCGACAAUUUUGGGGUAUCGAAUAACUCCGCUCUUUGCAGGGCCAUGUUUUGCAGGCAUAUGGAUGGGGAACUCUGCUUCUUUCUUGCGAGUCUUGGCAUGUCUCCAGUGUUCGUUCCCCUCUUUUCUUCCUCUCCUCUCAUUUGCUUAGUCUUCUAGGUAGGUGAACCGCUAAAAUGCAAAAUAAAAGAGGGGCUCGGAUUGCAUUAUAUAUCUUAAUCCAUCUGUAACUAUAUUGUCAUUGGUAUAUGGAAUCAGUCAUGGCUGUCGUAGUCGACCUAAGAUAGAAGAGUUAAAUUUUUAUGCAGAGUACGGAGGCGUGCACCAAAAGUCCUGGCCAG